Aspergillus nomiae NRRL 13137 is the source of this 5121-nucleotide messenger RNA. Its product is annotated as putative endosomal peripheral membrane protein (Mon2). The transcript has 6 exons. Lineage: Eukaryota; Fungi; Ascomycota; Eurotiomycetes; Eurotiales; Aspergillaceae. The record is from RefSeq and is a predicted model, not a curated record. Bases 1 to 5121 code for a protein of 1706 amino acids.
AUGUCCUCUCAGCUUCUACAGACGGAACUCUUGAACCUAAUUCAAGAGUCCAAGAGAAAGAAUUCUGACCUCCGCCAUGCCGCCGAAGCGUCUCUCAACGAGCUGAAGGCUUUGCCCUCCACUUCGGAGUCUCAAAUCGCUGCCGAUCUGGUACGCAAACCUAAAUUUGUCGAUCCAUUCAUCUUAGCUUGCCAUACGCGUCAUGCAAAGCUCGCGGGCAUUGGAGUUGUUUGCCUGCAAAGGCUGGUGGCAUCCCGAGCGCUACCAUCUGAGAGACUAAAAGAUGUCCUUGGUGGGUUAAAGGAAACAACGAGUCUGAGUUUGGAUAUACAACUCAAAAUUCUACAAUCUUUACCUUCUCUGCUACAGCAUUACUCAAAUGACUUAGGCGGGGAGCUUCUUGUAACCACAUUAGAGAUCUGUGCCACUCUACAAGCAAGCAAGACCCUUGCACUUUCCAGUACAGCAGCGGCUACCUUGCAACAACUAAUUGUAUCGACAUUUGAGCGAGUCCUCAUUGAAGACAAAACUCCCCAGGAGUCCCGGCCGAAGGUAACCGUCAAAAUUGAUGGAAACCCUGUAAAUAUCGGAUACUUUGCGUACGAUGCCUUACGAGUCUUGGACGAUCUUUGCCGACUUGCGGAUGGCGAGCAGCUGCAAUUCCUACGCAUCAAGUCACUAUCUCCAACAUUCACACUAGAACUCAUCGAAAGUGUUCUGGUCAAUAGUGGCCGUCUCUUUGUUGGCCAUGCCGAGCUUGCGCAUGUGCUGCGAACCCGGCUUAUGCCAAUGACUGUGAGAUACUUAUCCGAAAGGCAUUCUUUCGCUCAGACUAUUCGAGUUGCUCGGAUUCUCCUCGUCCUCCUCAAGCGUCAUAUGUCUCUUCUUCCCGCGGAAUGUGAGAUGGCUCUUGGCUUGUUGACACACCUUCUCGAACCUGAUGGAAGUCUGCCAUGGAAGCGCGUCCUGUGCAUGGAAGUUUUCCGAGGACUUUAUGCCGAGCCUGGUUUAGUCCGAAUUAUCUACUCACUGUACGAUGGUGACGAGCGGAGGAAGAAUAUCCUCAAAGAACACAUGGCUGCUCUCGUUCGCUUGGCAUCUGAGAAACCGUCGUUGAUUGGCGUUAGCAGUCGAUCAACUGUGCCUUCAAAGGCCGCACACUCGAGGUCCAUUACUGAAGAACAGAUCACUCUUGAAGCGGGUGGUGUCGCUGGCGUGAUUGGAACGUCAGUAUCAUCUACUGACACAAAUGUUCCAGGAAUUAGUAGUCAGUGGAGUAUAGUUCGUACGCCUUACAUGGAGCUGCUCGACAAGACUGAUCCUCCACCGCCUCCCGACACUUAUAUUUAUAGCCUUGUGCUCAAUUGCAUUUCUUCGUUCGCAGAAGGCCUUGCCAAGUUCAUCCUUCCCCUGACGGUGCCCGAUCUGAAACAAAAACGGAGAAGUCGGCUUGGAAACCCAGACCAAAAUGCGGAUUCUCCUAGACCCUCGCAUGACCUUCAGAGGACGAACUCGUCAAAAAGUGCUCACAGGCUGAAUAAUAAGAAAUCACCUGUGCCGCUUAAUCCUUUGGACUUGGAAUCUCAUUCUCAAUUUCCGGCAAUCAAGACUUGUGCCGGAAUAAUCGAGAAUUGCUGGCCUGCUGUCCUUGCAGCAUGCUCCACCUUCUUGUAUGCUUCGCUAGAUGACGACUUUUACCAUAACCUGGUUCGAUCGUUUCAGAAACUAGCCCAUGUUGCUGGCCUUCUUAGAUUAUCUACACCUAGGGAUGCCUUCCUGACAACUCUUGGAAAGGCUGCUAUGCCAGUGGAUGCAAGCGGCUUGGCCCCAUCGGUCGUCGCAUCUGCUCCCCACCAUAUGCAUACGGCAGAGGAGAAAAGGAAAAGCCGAGAUAUGUCCCUCGCGUCCCCAGUGUCUGAGGCACCGCCGGAUGCCCCAUCGGUAUCUAUCAGCACGAGGAAUCUGUUAUGUCUGCGUGCGCUACUGAACUUGGGAAUUGCUCUAGGGCCUACUUUAGACCAGCCGGCCUGGUCUAUAAUUCUCGGUACGCUGCAGGAUACAGGCUUGUUGACAAAUGCAUAUUCAACCGGAUCUGAAGCUCCAGGCGCGCUUGAUGGUUCGAAGGUUAGCCUUGGGGGCGAGAUCAUUGCUGUUCAAACAGCCUCUGCUAAAAUGCUUGAGAGCACGAGUGAAUACCCGAAUGAUUCAUUCCGAGAGCUCUUAAUUGCACUCUUGGAUCUUUCUGAAGCAACGGAGGUGCCCCAAUCAGGAGAGACAUCUGAGAAGACAACUGAUAGUGUUCAGUCGGCACAGCUCCGACCCGGUUUUGUGCGCAGAAGCACCCGUCGUGUUUCACUAGUCGUGGGAAAAUCCAAGGCCCAAGAUGAAGAACUAAAGUUUGUCUUGGACAAAGCGGGUGAGCUAUCAAGGGCAAAUUUAGAACGAUUGUCAUCACUAGUUGAGAGCGAUCACGAAGCUUGGCAAAUACUGACGCAAAGACUUAUGUUGACUGCGGCGGAUGUAUCGAUUAGCCAAAACCUCCGGUUACGAGCCAACGAUGUACUGAAUACUCUUGUAUUCCAAACUAUGAAGCAGAUGGGCAGCGAUGAUGACCAAGCGCGUAACUCUCGGCAGAUGAGGAACCUCGAAACGUUGAGGGACCAGAUCCACAUUCUCUAUGACAAAAGUGCUUGCUCACUUGGAUCACCGUCUCCUCCUGUUACUGAGAUCCACGAACAAAGCCUGGAGACCCUAAAAAAUAUCCUAGAACAAUAUGCGGAAACCUUCGCUGGCGGCUGGGCCGUCGUAUUUGACCUUAUUUCUAGCGUGUUUGGGCAUUGCUCAGUGAAAGAAAAAACAGAGAUUGGGGCUGCUGGCAAAGACCGCAGAACUACUUUAGUUGCAGACUCGCAUCGUCUUAUCCGAGUUGCUUAUAAGUCCCUGCAGCUAAUUGCCUCUGACUUCAUUGCGCUACUUCCGCAGCCCUGCCGCUUGGAACUUGUGGAAUCAUUUUCAAAAUUUGCUCUACAGCAACAAGAUUUCAACAUAUCAUUGACUACGACCUCGUCGUUCUGGAAUGUUUCUGAUUUCCUUCAGGGACAAAUCGACAACUUUUCCAUUGAGUCUCGAGUCGAUGCCUCCGUAAGGGAAGAGGUACUCGUGGAACUGGCUAACGGCGAUGACUCCUCCAUCUCCAGGAAUGCACUGUGGCUUUUACUUCUCUUAAGAAUUGUAGAUCUCUCAACAGAUAAUCGCGCUGAAAUUCGAAACUGUGCAGUUCAAACUCUUUUGAGAAUUUUCGAUGCUUAUGGCCAACAACUAUCUCCUAAAGCAUGGCGUCUAUGUCUCAAUCGCGUGUUAUUCCGGAUGACGGAAGAGAUUGAACUGGGCUUGGAAGAAGUACGGGGCCGAUGCACCAAGAAAGAGUCCGACGAACUCAAGUCAUGGGUGGAAACGUUUGUUGUUACCAUCAAAGGACUGUCUGACCUCAUCACGAACUUUUUCGAAGCAAUCAUUCGAGACGAGGAGUUCGAUCAAUCCUGGGGACGGCUCCUGGCUUACUUGAAGAAGCUAACCGCCUUGCAGAUAUUAGACCUCAGUGAAGCGGUGUAUCUAAGUCUGUCUAGUGUUCUAGUUCGUGUGCAGGGUCCAGAUAUGUUUAGCAAAUCGUCCCUGCAAUCUACCUGGGCCCUGUGGCUGAGUGGCCACCCUGCUGAUAGGGAAGAUCUGCUGGACCUGGAUCGUUCGAAUCAAGCUGCCGCAAUCGCCUAUCUACAGUCCUUUAAGGAAGUGUAUCGUUUAUAUAAGGAUGACCUGACAAGCGAUGAUAUUGGCAAGAUCCUCCACAAUAUGCGGCAUCUUGCUUGGAACUCUAUCUCACCACGAUAUUCUCCGGAUAUUGACCGACCAUCUGACCUGCAGUCAUCGAUUGUUGAUUGCAUGAGAACACUCUGUGCAGAUAAAGAAGAUUCUCAAUCAGAAAUCAUCGCAUGUCUUGCAGACUUCGCCGACUCUGCGUUGACGAGAUGGUCACCAGGGAGCGAUUCGAGGAAACCGACGUACGUUGCCUUCUCCAAAAGUACAGUGGACCUCUUGAACUGGUAUAUCACCGAAUAUGGCAUAAAGAGGGAUAUAGUUGGCAAUGGCUCUCUAGCAGCUGUUCUCGAGCAUCUCGCCAACCCAAUCCUGCAAAGAUAUGAAUGGCCUGGAAAGGAUCGCGAGCCGAUGCUGUGGCAAAAGUCGACAACAACAGCCCUAAACACCCUUCAAGUAGCCAUUCCCUAUGUCGAAGAACAGUACGAGAAGUCAAAUCAGCCAGAAAUCUCCCGCUUCUGGAAAUGUGUUGUGGACAUCGUAAAUGGCCUAGUCUCGGCCAGGGGUUACCGAACCGUUCCUAUUCCUAGGGAAACGAUAUUUGCAGACGAAUCCUUCGAUAUCGCCUCCUUCAACAGACUGAAAGCCUUCAUCAUCCCAGCUCUCGGGGCAUCUACCAUCCCAGACACCAUCCGACAGGAUUUCGCACGUGCAUUAUUGGGUUCUUCCUUCAUCUACUUGCCUCAACGAUUUGAUCUCCCGGAGAAAGGCCUGGAAGACGACCCUCUCAAAGGGUUAUAUGAGGUCCGUCCCGGAAGGACGUUCGACCCCCCACCGACUUCGCGAACCAAAAUGGCGUAUGCCGUAACCGACACAUUGUUUGAACUGGCAUCGGCUCCCUCGAAAGAAGACUCGACACGCGCUUCGUCACGCAUUGCACUCGCUCGUUCCAUCACCCCUUAUCUGAUCCUCCGCUGUGCCGUAUCCCUGAAGGGCUAUGUUGCAGACCAACCCCUGCGCGGACUCAUGCCUCAGCCCACACCUGCGCGAAAGGUGCUUUUGCACCUCCUCACGGGAAUGGUGCGUCUGCGAAGCGAACCUUCGGCCAUCCCUUCCCCGCCAGUGGGCAUGAGUACAGCGAUGCUGGUUAAGGAAUCGACUCCUUCUACCGAGCAGAAUUAUAAAAAGCAUCUCGAAUGGAUAUACCCGCUUGUUGUGCGGGCUGUGCAGGUAGCGGGGAGGGAAAGAGACGAUGGAGAAGUGCUCGAGGCUCUCGGGAAGGUGUUGCAUGAGGUCGGAGGCUUUUAA